Tarenaya hassleriana is the source of this 1419-nucleotide messenger RNA. RefSeq names its product glucan endo-1,3-beta-glucosidase 4-like. The transcript has 3 exons. The record is from RefSeq and is a predicted model, not a curated record. Bases 70 to 1260 code for a protein of 396 amino acids. NCBI's taxonomy places the organism in Eukaryota, Viridiplantae, Streptophyta, Magnoliopsida, Brassicales, Cleomaceae.
UAGUCUCACUUCUCAGUACCAAAGAACAGAAACUGCGAGUUUGGGUUUGUAAUUUGUACUAACCAUACAAUGGCAUGUCGUCCUUAUCACAUUCUCUUCUUCAUUCCCCUUCUGGGUCUUGCCGGAGCUGGUCAAUCAUCAUCAUCAUCAUUCAUUGGAGCCGUGAAUCUCCACCAAAGAGUCCUUGACCUUCCUCAAAGUGAUGAUCUUGCUUUUGCUGUUUCCGUCAGUGAUGACAAAACCAUUGCCGAGAUCUCCUCCAGCGUCGUAAACGCUGAAACUUGGUUGAGAACCCUCGUCCUGUCUCGCUACCCUUCCGCCAGAAUCACCGCCGUUGUUGUCUUUGUCCCUGGUUUCUGCCAAACUCCCCAGCAAGAAGAACACAACUCUGUUCGGUGUCUGCUUUCCCUGAAGAACAUAUACCACUCGCUUGUUAGAUGGGGUCUUGAGAAAGACAUCAAGGUCUCCUCUGGUUUCUCUUACCAGUGCUUGAACACUGACAAAACAAAUGAAGAAGUUAUCGAGUCGCUUGCUCCCUUUCUCCGAUCCGUUAACUCAACUUUCACCAUAAACACACCUCGGAAUUUUCCCUCUUCACCAGAUCAUCACCUCUUUAUGCUUCGUUCAAUGAAAAAGUUCCAGUCUUUGGGCUUCUACAAGGUGAAUUUCAUAAACCCUGAACCGGAAGAUGCUGAAUCCAUCGUUAUCAAAAGAAAACUGAGAUCUUUCGUCGACAUUAGCCGCGAAACCGUUAACCCUUUACCAGAAAUAUCCCCAAUCCACCCCUCAAUCGGAUUCUCAGCUCCGGCCAGCGUAGCUAGAAACCCUAUUCCUCACCCGCCGCUCUCCUCCGCCGCAGCAGGCCCGACGUUGCUUCCUCCUCAGGCCUACAACCCACCGGUCUCAGCCCCAGGUUACUCCCUCCCUCCGUGCGCUCCACCUGGGCGGUUCACCGCCGUGGUUCCUCCGCCAAAGAAUGCGGUGGAAGGGCUGUGGUGCGUGGCAAAGCCGAGCGUGGCGGAGGAGACACUGCAGCAAGCGUUGGACUUCGCAUGCGGAGAAGGAGGAGCCGACUGCGAUGAGAUCAGGAGCCAUGGAAGCUGCUUUUACCCUGACACAGUCGUGGCUCAUGCUUCUUACGCCUUCAACAGUUACUGGCAGAAGACCAAGAGAAAUGGCGGCACUUGCUCAUUCGGUGGCACCGCCAUUCUCAUCACUGCUGACCCAAGUUAUAUGCAUUGCCGGUUUAUUCUGAGUUGAGUUCGUCGGUGUCAGCCAUGGAAGUUGUCUGAUGGAGGAGGCCUUAGGAAGAUAAUCCUGCAAUUGGUCUGUGACAUGUUAAGUUAUUUUGUACUAAUCUCUAGUUUCGCAUGUUUUUAUUUCUCGGUUCCUGAUUCUAUUUUUUCUUUUGGGUCUCUA